Molecule: messenger RNA, 714 nt
Organism: Hibiscus syriacus
Lineage: Eukaryota; Viridiplantae; Streptophyta; Magnoliopsida; Malvales; Malvaceae
Exons: 2
Coding region: 1-714 (237 amino acids)
Source: RefSeq, a predicted model, not a curated record
AUGAUAAGAGAAAGUGAUAGUCUGUGGAAAAAAGUUAUCCUUGCUAAGUAUGGUUAUGAAAAAGAAGCGUUGUUGCCAAAUAAAACGAUGAGAGGAAAACCAUCUUCGUUAUGGAAAAACAGUGUGUCGUCGUUAAUGAAUGAAGAUGAUUAUGUAGUUGUUAAUUGUAAAUGCGUCGUGGGUAAUGGCAACAGGAUAGAUUUUUGGGAAGAUCAUUGGACGGAAGUUACUUCCUUGAGAGAGUCCUUUCCUAGAAUUUUCAGGAUUGCCAAUCAGAAGAGUGGGAAGGCGAUUCUUCAAAGAUUACCUACUACUGUGGAGCCGCUGAAACUAGAAAUGCUUUUGGAAGAUUCAAAUCUGUGUGCUAUUUGUAAACAACAUCCUGAAUCGGUAAAUCAUGUGUUAUGUCACUCUGAAAUUGCAUGGAGAAUAUGGGAGAGAUGGUGUAAAUUGUGGAAGGUGCAGAUCGUUUUUCCUGAAGAUAUUAAAUCAAUGCUCUUCAUUUGGAAUGGUGAUAGCUGUAGAAAAGAAGUUAAGCCGGUGUGGCUACUUAGUUUUUUCAGUUUUAUUGGACAAUUUGAAUGUAUUUUCAAGAAGAGUCAAUUUACAGAGGAAAAUAUUUUUGACAUUGGUCUUCUAAAGACUGGAGUGUGGGCGAAUUGCAAGUGGCCAAGAUUAGUUCCUUCAGUGCAGGAUUUUAUUCGUUGUCCCUAG